Messenger RNA from Rosa chinensis, 2038 nucleotides. Its product is annotated as protein NUCLEAR FUSION DEFECTIVE 4. The transcript is spliced from 3 exons. Lineage: Eukaryota; Viridiplantae; Streptophyta; Magnoliopsida; Rosales; Rosaceae. The record is from RefSeq and is a predicted model, not a curated record. Bases 69 to 1730 code for a protein of 553 amino acids. Gene Ontology annotation, cellular component: membrane.
CAUUACCAGUCUCAGCAGCUCACAGUGUCUCUAAGGCUGACACCAGAAAGCUUUAGCGCCUUAGCCUAAUGGGUUUUGGUUUGGAGCGACCUUCUGUUUCAUCAACCAUCAAAUGGCUUGGUUUCGUCACCGCCAUUUGGGUCCAGGCCAUUUCAGGCAACAACUACACUUUCUCCAACUACUCAGAUGCUCUCAAAACCCUCAUGAACCUCACCCAGCUCGAGCUCAACAACCUCUCCGUCGCCAAAGACGUCGGUAAAGCUUUCGGCCUCCUCGCUGGCCUCGCUUCCGACCGCUUCCCCACCUGGGUCCUCCUACUCAUCGGCUCCGUCGAGGGCCUGGUCGGUUACGGAGCCCAGUGGCUCGUCGUCAGCCAAAAAAUCCAACCCCUUUCGUACUGGCAGAUGUGCAUAUUUCUUUGCAUGGGAGGCAACAGCACGACGUGGAUGAACACGGCCGUAUUAGUGACGUGUAUUCGGAACUUCCGGAGCAACCGAGGACCGGUCUCCGGCAUUCUCAAAGGCUACGUGGGUCUGAGCACCGCCAUAUUCACCGACCUCUGCACCGCUCUGUUUAACGACAACUCGGGCAGCUUCCUGUUCAUGCUCGCCGUCACUCCCUUCGCCGUCUGCCUCACCGCCAUGGUCUUCCUCCAUGAAAUCCCUCCGUCGUCCUCCGCCGCCGAGGACAAGCAGGAGUCCAGAUACUUCUGGUUCUUCAACGGCCUCGCCUUCUUCGUCGCCGUCUACCUCCUGGCUUACGACUUCAUUCCAGACCCCUCCACGCUCUUCUCUCACGUCUUCUCCGCCAUUCUCUUACUCCUCCUCGCUUCGCCGUUGGUGGUUCCGGCUUACUCAUAUUUCAAGUCGUGGGCCCCGAACCGGGUCGGGUCGUCGGAUCCGGAAAAGCCGGUUGCGGUUUUGGUUCUGGACGAGCCGCUGCUGGCGGCGGGAAAGCCGGAGGUGGUUCCGUCGUCGUCGUCGUCGUCGGAGGAUGACGUGGCGGUGGUGGAGAGGAGGAGGAGGCCGGUGAUUGGAGAGGAGCACACAAUUUUCGAGGCGAUGAGGACUUUGGAUUUCUGGAUACUUUUUGUGUCGUUUCUGUGUGGGGUGGGGACUGGAUUGGCGGUUAUGAACAAUUUGGGCCAGAUUGGGCUGGCGCUUGGAUACGCCGACGUUUCGAUCUUCGUUUCGCUCACCAGUAUUUGGGGUUUUUUCGGGCGAAUCGUUUCGGGUAUGGUUUCCGAGUAUUUCAUCAGGAAAGCGGCAAUACCGAGGCCACUAUGGAAUGCAGCUUCUCAGAUUCUAAUGGCUGUUGGAUACAUACUCCUCGCCAUUGCCAUGCCUGGCUCCCUCUACAUUGGUUCAAUUGUGGUCGGAAUCUGCUAUGGAGUUCGUCUUGCUAUCACAGUCCCAGCAGCAUCUGAACUAUUUGGUCUCAAAUACUAUGGGCUAAUCUACAACGUUCUGAUCCUCAAUCUCCCACUUGGGUCCUUACUCUUCUCAGGCCUCCUUGCCGGGUUUUUAUACGAUAUGGAGGCUACCCCAACGGCCGGAGGUGGCAACACCUGCAUUGGGGCCCAUUGUUACAGGCUUGUGUUUGUUGUCAUGGCCAUUGCCUGUGUUGUUGGGUUUGGUUUGGACAUUUUGUUGUCCAUCAGAACUAGGCGGCUUUACACGAAGAUUCAAGCUGGCAAGAAAACAAAGAGAGUUUCUAAUGGCACAUCGUAACAAGUAAAAUGGGAUUUGGGAGGCCGAGAUUAUAAUUCUGAGGAUUGAUGGGUUAUUUUUCCUAAUGAUGUCCUCCAUCUAGAAUUAGCUGCCAUGCUAAAUUAUUAUCUGCUCAUAUCAUUCCAUGAGAUCAGGCCAAGGAGAAUUAGUAAUCUAGAUCAUUGCGAAAUAUUUUGUGGUUAUGUUGUAUGAUAGGCCUUCGCACCACCAUGUUUGUUUGAAUAAGUGCGUGUAAUUUCUUGCCUCCAUAAUAGGCUAUGUAUUCAUAAAUAAUUCAUCUAAUAUUAUAAAUUCUUUGGCUUCUGAAA